Fonsecaea multimorphosa CBS 102226 is the source of this 876-nucleotide messenger RNA. RefSeq lists its product as uncharacterized. NCBI's taxonomy places the organism in Eukaryota, Fungi, Ascomycota, Eurotiomycetes, Chaetothyriales, Herpotrichiellaceae. Gene Ontology annotation, biological process: thiamine diphosphate biosynthetic process; thiamine metabolic process. The record is from RefSeq and is a predicted model, not a curated record. The transcript has a single exon. The coding region runs from base 1 to 876 and encodes 291 amino acids. Gene Ontology annotation, molecular function: thiamine binding; ATP binding; thiamine diphosphokinase activity.
AUGUCGCGAUUACUCACCAUCGUGGCCCUGCGGACGUUCGGCAGGGGGAAGCACUCGGCAAGAAUGGUGACAGACUGGCACCCUUGCGGCCUUCUGAACAACAAGCCUACACAGCGUUAUGCAAUUAUCAUCCUCAACCAGCCAGUCAACAAAAACGCCUUGAAUGCCGUUAUCGGGUCAGCCUCGUUGCUCGUGUGCGCCGACGGUGGCGCCAACAGGCUGUACAACUACGACAAAGCGGCACGGAACGGCAUGUCAAAGUUAAAGCGCCGCGUUCCGGAUGCUAUCGUGGGCGAUCUUGAUUCCCUGACAGAGUCCGUCGGUGAGCAUUAUCGCUCUUUAGGGUCCCAAGUGAUCAAGGACCCAGAUCAGUACUCUACGGACUUCACCAAGUGUCUUAAAUGGAUUCGCGACUGGGCAGUAUCGAAGCUCGAACGUGGCGCAUCAGGUCACGGCGAAGAGCCUCAGCCCAUUAUGGACGUCGUUGUACUAGGGGGGCUUGGAGGUCGGGUAGACCAAGGCUUCUCGCAAGUCCACCACCUUUUCAUGGCGGAGAACCAUCCGGAGCUUUUGAAGGGCCGCAUUUAUUUAUUGUCAGAACAGAGUUUGUCAUUUGUUCUAGCUGAUGGCCGCAAUCUCAUCCACCUCGAACCGGGUUAUUUUGCCGAGAAUGUGGGAAUCCUCCCAGUUCUUGGGCGCACUUUCCUUACCACAAAGGGUCUUGAGUGGGACGUUGAACAGUGGCCCACCGAGUUUGGUGGCCAAGUGAGUACCAGUAACCAUAUCCGGUCCUCCGAAAUCGACAUUGCCUUCGAGGGUCCGAGACCAUUGUUCACUCUUGAGCUGGACAACCGUCUCACGGCUACUGGCGAAUGA